AUGGGUAAUUGUAUCAUUUCUGGAAAAAAAAAAUGCAAAGAAAAAGAGGUUUAUGUUAAACAAUUAUCUUUGGAAGAACCAAGUAGUAAAAAUAGUACAUUUAAAGAAGAGCUAAUAAAUAAUAAAGAAAAUAAAGAUGAAGUUAAUUUAAAUAAUGAAGAUAAUAAUAUUAUUAAUCAAAAUAAAAUAGAAGAAAAAACAAGUAAUACUUUUAUGGAGGAUGAUAAUAAAGAAAAUGAAAAUAUUGAUUUAGAUUUAACUUGUAAUUCAAAUGUAUAUAAUAAUUUAGAAGAAUCCAGUAGUAUUUCUUCACUUCCAUCAUAUCAUACACCUGUAGGAACUCCUAAAUUUAAAAUUCCAAAUCUUUUUAGUGAAGAUCGUCCAAUUCAACCAAUGCCAACACCAUUCCGUAUUGAUGCUGUAACUCCAGGAAGAAGAAUUGAAAAUUUAUGUGAUCGUAAUGGACGGGUUCGAAAAGAUGCUCCCUUUCAGGUUUAUUUAGCAAAAAAAAGAAAACAAAAUUUAUUUGUACAUUAG
Strongyloides ratti is the source of this 537-nucleotide messenger RNA. RefSeq lists its product as hypothetical. NCBI's taxonomy places the organism in Eukaryota, Metazoa, Nematoda, Chromadorea, Rhabditida, Strongyloididae. Bases 1 to 537 code for a protein of 178 amino acids. The record is from RefSeq and is a predicted model, not a curated record. The transcript is spliced from 3 exons.